Messenger RNA from Salmo salar (Atlantic salmon), 4461 nucleotides. RefSeq names its product male-specific lethal 1-like 1. Gene Ontology annotation, molecular function: chromatin binding. The record is from RefSeq and is a predicted model, not a curated record. Gene Ontology annotation, cellular component: MSL complex. NCBI's taxonomy places the organism in Eukaryota, Metazoa, Chordata, Actinopteri, Salmoniformes, Salmonidae.
GCUCUGUUCCAGCCAUUACUAUGAGCCGUCCUCCCCUCAGCAGCCUCCUGCGAUAUGGACCCUCUUUGACAAAGGUCAAUAAACUAUAAUAUAUUUACAGAGGGGUGUAAAAACUCUGUGGACCAAGCCUAUUUCCAGCUCAUCGAUGUCAUCUACUGAUGCUUUUCUUCAACUUUAUUCUUCCCAAAACACAAAAACAUGACCAUUUGCCGUAUCUACGCAUGCGCCAUCUUGGGCGCUUUAAACAAGUAUGCAAGAGUGGAACAUGAACAUACUAGGAGGAAGACUGAUCCAGGCUCAAUGAAACAGGAAAUAGGCAUCAAUGACACUUGACUGCUUUGCAGAAUAAGCAGUUAUUCUGUAAUGCUAGUUCAAUAACAUCUAAGUUGUAUUCGCCAUGACUAUGAGAUCCACUUUGUUUGCUAAUGCAGGAUUUAAGCUGGACACUGAGAGAAUUGACUUUGACAAAUCACAAAUUGGAAAUGCAAAUGUUGUGAACUCCAUAACCAUCAAGAGAGAAACCUGUGACUUUGUCAUAGAUGUCCAUGACGUACACGGGGACAUCCACAACACUGGAGGGGAGAACCUCAGCAAAACUAAGAUCCUAGACCAGAAAUACAUAAUUCGGGCCCCAGUGGUGGCUGCACAAAAUAAAGCAGGAGGGGCACUGGUUCAAGGUGACAAUUGGGGAAGCACAGGGGUGCCGUCAUCCUCUGUCAGACAAAUGGGGGGUGAGGGAAUCCCAAUGAAAGGUAAACACUUUCUGAGUGAAGGUAUGGAUAAUAAAGAGUUGGUUUCAAACAAUAACUCCAAGGAUGCUGGUACUGAUGAGAGUACCAGAGGGGUCUCCCCUGGAGGAGUUGUCAACACUGCAUCCAUUGAGUUCAGCACAGAGGGCAAGUGGAGGAACAUCAGAAAAACCCCUGCUAACCCCCACACACAGGCCACCUGCCUCCGGCAGAUUCUCCUCCUUCAGCUGGACUUGAUUGAACAACAGCAACAACAGCUGCAGUCCAAGGACAAGGAGAUAGAUGAGCUGAAAGCAGACAAGGAGACGUUGCUGGCGCGUAUUGAGCGCAUGGAGCGUCGCUUGCAGCUGACGAGGAAGGACCCACGUGAUAAGCGCCUAUUUCAGCCACUAGAGCCCUGGACCCCAGAUAAAGAGGACCUGUGGGAUCUAGAAGUGUGUGACAGCCCACAGACUCCCACCCCCAGGACAAUCCCCUUCAGUCGAGGCGGCAAAGGCCUCAAGAGGAAAUUUUGCUUCCUGGACUCAAAAAUCCAGAAGUCACGAGGAGGGAAAGGCUCUAAGUUCACCUCCCCUAAGUCAGAGUGUGGAGCUGGCUCACCAUAUCAGAGGGAGCUGCGCAGUAAAGAAACCCCAGAGAAGAUGGGGUUUGGUCGGUCACCGGUGGAGAGGGAUACUCUGCACCCGAGCAAAGAGGACCCGGAGCACACCGAUCAGAUGGAGGAGCUCCCUUUCAUGUCUACUACUGAGAUGUACCUGUGUCGCUGGCAUCAGCCGCCCCCCUCCCCCCAACGUGAGCCAUCCCCAUCCCCGAAGAAAGAGGAAGUUGUAGCCAUUCCAUCCUGGAAGGAAAACAGUAUGGAGCCCUUGGAUGAGGAGGCUGCCAGUGACAUCCCAGAGAUGCUGGACGACAGUGUCUUUUUGAAGCGCCAUGCAAAGCUGGAGUUGGAUGAGAAGAGAAGAAAAAGAUGGGACAUUCAGCGUAUCCGUGAGCAGCGCAUGUUUCAGCGCCUCCAGCAGCGCAUGAACAAGAAGAAGGGGAUCCAGGAGAGUGAGCCAGAGGUCUCCUCAUUUUACCCGGACACUGAGGAUGUCGAGUCCAUAAUCAUCACCCCUUUCCUGCCUGUGGUGGCCUUUGGCCGGCCAUUGCCGAAGCUUACUCAACAAUGGUACCAUGGUGCAGGUGGCGGGGCAGGGCGAGUUUCACAGAAAGACCUUUCAUCAAAAUGAACUUUGACCUGCCUUGGCAGCGAAGCCGCUGCCGCAUCGAGGUGCCCAAAAAACACACGCCACACCGUACCUGUCGGAAGUGAGGUGGUAUCUGCGUGUGUUAAGCAAAAGAGAGAGCCCUCUUCUCUCCCCAGAAAGGUUCUCUUUUUUCUUUUGUGGGUUUAGGCUGUCACUGGCGUAGCAUGCACUACUCUCAAUAGUCUGUGGAAAAGUAAACCAUUGUCCUCCGUGUUGUCACUUGCCAGCUGUCUUAGAGAAGGAGCUGCUGUACAUUGGGAAAAUGGCUACCAAAUUUGUUAGCUAUGGUACAUUUGUUGCCCAUGCUACUCAAAAUGAAAGAAAAGCUGUACCCCCCUCAGAUAACAGUCCCCUUACUAACAGCUAAGUGAUUAUAACGUAAACCACAAUAGUUACUUAGAAUGUCUACUGUAGCAAUUUAGUAAUAUGCACGUUCUGUGAAGCAUAAUUGGGGAGCACAUGUUCUGUUUUGGAAUUUGGUGUAAUGUACCUAGUCUUCCUUAAUUACUGCAUCAUCACUAAAAUGUGUAGCUUUUGAUCAUUACUACAUUAUUACAUAGUUGUCACCUGACUUAAUAACUUGGGGACUGUGAUCUAAGGGUAAGAAGAGAAGUGGCGUUUUCUGAUUUGACUGAAUGGCAGUGCUUGAAUUGUACAAUAUACAACUAACCCUGUGCGCUGGAAGCACCAUUGGCGUUUACAUGCUCUGGGUUUUGCUUUGAUUGAAACUGUAAACAAUUUUUCCUGUUUGUGUAUUUACUGUAAUAUUUCCUUAUGUGAACACCGCUUCAAGCAAAAGGUUUUAUCAUUGUGAGCUAAUGUGUGGAUAUAAGGUGUUUGAUCCUUUCUCGGCAUGUAUGUUUUUUUUAUUACAAAUGCAGUAAAUAUUAGAUUUUAAAAAGUCCUCUGAUGCUAAAAUUAUUGAUAUUCUGCGUUGUCCAUACUUUGCUUCAUGAAAACAAGUUUGACUGCUUCUUGGUAGACAACAUUGGCUUUUAAAUUAAUUUGAGAACCUUUGAUCUUCUACAGUAUGCUUCUUUGUUUUGUUUUCAUAAUUUUAUUAUGUGAGUCUGCAUGACAAAUUUGGUCCAAACGAUAUCAACUAUUAACACGGUAGAGCUGUAAAUGAAACAACAUCCUUUCCGCUUAGUGCAAUUCAGAGAAGAGAAAUAACAUCUGUUUGAAUUUCAAAAGCAUGACAAUUUGGCUGCUUUAUUCAAAAAGCACUGCUUUGUUCAGACAACUGCCUUGUCUCCAGCCCAUUCGCUAACGUGAUGAAUUUGCUUGAGUUUUACAUUUUUUUGUGUAUUUUUCCAGUACAUCAGAAUACGCUUAAUUGCAGUAGAUAACUGAGAUAUAGACAUCAGUCCUAUGGUGAAGUUUAGAAAACAUGGGUUUUGUUGGCAUUAGAGUUUAGCCUAAUCAGCUAGAGCACUCAAACUAAAUGCUAGGUAUUUUCCUUCUUAAAUUCUAGCUAUAUUUAACAAUCUUGGUAACUGCCAAAAUAAAGGAAACACCAACAUAGUGUCUUAAUAGGGCCUUUUGCCACCACAAGCCAGAACAGCUUCACUGCACCUUGGCAUAGAUUCUAUAUGGCUGCGUUUACACAGGCAGCCUAAUUGUGAUCUUUUUAUACUAAUUGGUCUUUUGACCAAUCACAUCUAAGUAUUUUCACAUCAGCUAUUUUUCAGGGCUGAUCUGAUUUGUCAAAAGACCAGCUAGUGAAAAAAAUAUUACAAUUGGACUGCGUGUGCAAAUGCAGCCCAACUGUCUGGAGCUCUAUUGGAGGGAUGUGAUGGCAUUCUUCCAUGAUAAAUUCCCUCAUUUGGUGUUUUGUUGAUGGUGGUGGGAAACGCAGUCUCAGGCGCCGCAACAGAAUAUCCCAUGUGUUCAAUUGGGUUUACAUCUGGGGACUUCAACGGCCAUAGCAUAUGGUUUACAUCAUUUCAUGCUCAUCAAACCAUUCAGUGACCACUCGUGCCCUGUGGAUGGGGCAUUGUCAUCCUAUGGGGAUUUAGCCAUGGUAGCUAAAAUAAUGGCCUGCCCAGAAUUUGUGUACAUGACUCUAAGCAUGAUGGGAUGUUAAUUGCUUAAUAAACUCAGGAAUUACACCUGUGUGGAAGCACCUGCUUUCAAUAUACAGUACUUUGUAUGCCUCAUUUACUCAAGUGUUUCCAUUAUUUUGGUAGUUACCUGUAGCUCCUGGUGAUGUGUUAUCGCUUAAACAUUUUACUUUUGGCACAAUGGCCUCCAACGCUACAGACCACAAAAUACAGUGGUUUUCAAAUUAUGUGAAAUUAGUCUUCAGAAACAAAUGUUGUAAAUAUGAAAAACAUGGCUGUUUUAUUUUUUUUAUUUAAACGUUCAAGUGUUGAGUACAUUCAAUAUUAUUGUUCUAUGAUAAUGAUUGUAUGUUGACAAUAAUUGACAAGUUUGUUUUGGAAUAAAACAAAAAACAUCUAACA